Molecule: messenger RNA, 3948 nt
Organism: Acanthoscelides obtectus
Lineage: Eukaryota; Metazoa; Arthropoda; Insecta; Coleoptera; Chrysomelidae
Source: the annotation of a GenBank genome assembly
CACCGGUCAGUCGUGGCAGUGCGAAGUCCGAAAGAACAAGGGUCCAACCUAUAGGGCUGAAGUCCGAGCCAUGGGGUGCGCCAGCAGCGGGCCUGUCAUGGAAGCGGGCAAAGGGGCCGUCGAUCAGGCAUCGCAUACUGUGUCGGAUGCUUUGGCCACUACGGAAAAGGCUAUCCAAGGUGUGCCUGUUAUUCAUAUAAUACAUGUGGGAGAAUCAGCAAAAGACAGCCUCCAGUCCGGCAUGGAAACCGUGAAGGAAACCAUGAGCAACGCAGCCACUACGGUGGAAAGCGGGGUAGAAACCGUAAUGGACAAAAUCGGCGAUACCUUCAACUUCACGCACAACGCAGCAAAGGACGCCGUGGAAGACCUCGAAUCUAAAAAGGACGAAGUCGUACAAAAUGUGACUGAUACGGCUGCGGAAGCCAUAUCGGACGCGGAGACCGUCGUGGCUUCGGAGACGGAAAGCGCCAAGGAAGCCUUCAGUUCCAAGGCUGCACCGGUCUUCGAGACGGUCCAUUCAGUAGGGAGUGACCUUGAAAGUAAAGUGACUGAAGUGAAAGAGGACGUUUCGGAAAAACUGCACGAUUUGGAGGACAAUGUGAACGAACAUUUUGACAUGCUCGGUGACAGUGUGGAAACGGUUAAGGAAAAAAUGGAGGAGGUGCUCAGCAUUUCGUCGCAUGAGUCGCCUGCCAAGGAGUCCAAGAAGGAGGAGUAAGUGGGGGUCAUGCUACCUUUGACCUUUUGGGAGGCGGCUGCCGACGCGAUUCUGCUCAGACAGACGAUCAAGGCAAUGGAUUUCAGGGCAGAGCCAGAGCCGGAAAGAGAGAGAGUGUUUUUCACAAAUCCAACGUCAGACUCUACAUAAUAACAUCUCAUUUAGUGACUGUAUCGAUAAUAAUUAUUUUUUAAUUCAGCUCCAUCCAAAAGCCAAGCUUGAAACCGCAAGCCUAUCAAAAUUGGCUCAAAUUUGGUGGUUAAGGCUCAACAGAAUCAAAUGAGGUAUUACACAAAGUGUAACAGCAAAGAUUUUUAUCAUACGUAUUUUAUUAAAGUACCAGAUACGCGGAUUUCAUUUUAUACUGAUUACGUUAUUUUCUUACAUGGAACCUGGACAUCGCAUUCUGCAUAACAUGCUGGAGCAGGUUAGAUUUCACUCAGCCAUAUUGAGGUGUCAAAUCUGGUAACCGUGGUGGCCAUGCAAAAUCACCAUAGAAAAUAGUGGGUUCAUUUUCUUUGAAAAUGAGAGAGGCUAAACGAUAAGAGCCGCAUUUCCGAAAAUUAUUUCGUACUCAGCUUAGAGUGCAUUCUGCGUACAGGUAAUAUUCCUUCACCUCAGAGCAGAACUAUUCCGUGUCACAAAUUAACAAAUUUUGCUUUGUUAUAUUACAUAUGGCGUAUUGAAGGUCGUUGCGCGCGCUGCAGAAGUAUCCCAUGUCUACGUUAACGUAAAAUACCGAAAACGACCGAUUAAAAAUUCAUCUAUUUUCUCCCCCUUCUAUCUAUCAAAUGGGAUGAUUUGUAACUUAGCCCACUGAAUGCAUAAAUAGUUUUUACAAGGUGUUAUAUAAGUAAACAGGUGAAAUUAUGCAAUGACAGGUAGCGCUUUUCCGAAAUUUUUGCGUUUCUAAGGCCCGAUUAUACUACUUUAAAGACAUAAAUGAAAUUACACAAUACGUAUUCUUUAACAAACAUAAAGAUUCAAUUUACUAUAGUGCGAAAAACCCUGUUUCUUUUCAACUAUUUUUAUGGUCAACGCGUAUCUAGAGCCAAUUUUACAGCCAAUGAUACCACUGGAAACAUCUACUGAACCGACUAAUCAACCUUUAAUCGUACCUCGUCACCGUUCAACGGUCCAGUAGAUGGCGUCAACAGUAUAAUUGAUUGAAUAUUUACUCGAUGAUUGAUAGGAAUAAGCAUUCUGUAAUUAUAUUGAUGUCUUCAAAAUUCAUUAAGCAGAACUUUACAAAAUGUACACCAGGACAAAAAGCAUUGAUCUACAUUGACUCACCUAAUAUAAGCCCAUAAUCAGAAAAAAUUAGCUUUUUUAGCUAAUCUCAAAGUAUUGUUAAAAAUAUAAAUCUCUUCCGUAAUUGUCUCUCUCAGGUAAGUAGUGACACUCUUAUUUUCAAACCAUAUUUGAUUAGGUUCGAUACAUGUUUCGAGCUUGCCAAAAAUACUUCUUUUUGUUUAGUCAAAUUUCCAACUAUACCGCAAAUCGUUGUUUUUGAUUGGUAGAGUUAUCGCCUGGAUCAUAAAUUUUGUAUUCGGGGCCAAAUUAAUAAAUAUGUUUUUGUAGGUUAACCGAGGUGAUAUAUGAAAUAUCUCUUGACUUAUUAUGAGGAUUGAGGAGCCAUCGUAGACAAAUCUUCUCUUUCUUUUCUCUUAUUUCUAUUUCAAAAAUGUUUCGAUUGACACGAGUCACUAGUAGAAUCGGGCUUAAGCAUAUCAUCGCUAGUCAUUUCCGAGAUAUCUCCUAUAUCUCUUCGACAAAAAAAAAUGUAUGAUGUAUCUGCUUCCGUUUAUUUUCCUCUGUUACACCUUGUGAUACUAUAUAAUCUACCUCUGAACCAAAUCUGAGCCUGUUUUGUGAUAUGUCGAAACACAACAAUUCCGUAGUAGAUACAAAGGAAUAGCGGAAGUAACCCAUUGCCCCUCAACACAACUUCUCUCAAUUUUUUCUUGGAUUAGGCGAUGCUACUUCUCUACUAAGGUGCAUAUUUAUCUGUCCGUAAAAUGAAAGUUAUGGAUGGUCCAUAAAAGCUGUGAGCAUUAUUUUAUAGGAAACUGUGUAAUAAAUUUUCACAAUUAAUGUUUUUUUCCCAAAUUUUUCCCCAUUUUUAACGAAAAUACAUCAUGAAGCAGUAUAAAAUACUUGUACUUGAAAAAGUUGCCUAUUUCUUAGCCUACCAAGCAAAGUUAAAAUUACUUUAAAAUAAAUUAAGCCUAAAAUACUCUGAACUCAUAUAGGAGGAGGUUCGAAUGUCAAUUUAAACACUUGGCAACUUCAAAAGCUUUUAAGCAUUGAAAAUGCCCAAUUUUUGUCUUCUUUACAUACAACACUCAUAAUUUGAAAGCGGUCGACUUUAAGGAAAAGUUACUAAGGUCCUUUUUCUUCAGAAUGGUCCAAAAAAUCUAAAACGCUUUAUCCGCAUUGAAAAAAAAGAAUUUUUGUGAUGUGCUUAGGAAAAUUACUCGUUACGGCCAUGAUGUUUUGAAAACUACAGAAAGCUGGAAAUUACACUACGAAGAACUUCUUCCUCUUAGGCUAACAUCGUUAGUUGUUGGGAUAAUUGAACUGGGGUGUCUCAGAUGCCGAUGUUAAGCCGGAAAUGGGGUAUAGGCCAAGUCAUAGUAGUUAUCAGAAAAAUAUAAAAAGUCUAAGGCUGUAAAAAUCGGAAACAGCUACAUCCCGCGGUGAUCUUUUAGUUUCCAUUACAAGUUUCAAAAUUUUCUUGAACGGAGUGAUGGACAGUGACAUUCUAUGUAGUGACAGCAAGACAGUAACGUGAGUUUUACUAAUUCGUGAAUGUUUUUAUUAAAUCCACAAUAAAUGUUCAAACUGCCUUCCUUUGGCAGCAAUGCAAGCUUGACAUCUUAAAAAUGAUCGGGGUAUCAGAUGGGAAAAUCUUCCAUUAAUAACAAAUUCAGCAGGUUCCGUUAUUCUGUCCCGCAGCUCAUAAAUUUUCUCUCAGCGACUCAGUAAAAAAUGGAGUGAAUUUAAGUCAAGUGAACGGGCUGGCCACGAAAUUGUACAAGACAUCCAUCGGCUGGUGUAUUCCCAAUCCAGAUAUUCUCUAACUAUUGUCAAGUAUCUAAAUUGAAGUUCUAACCUAUCUCUGCAAGACUCCGAAGUUAUUUCAGGUUCAGUUUAUUUUAAUUCUUUUUGCAUCAGAGCAAUCGGAAUGGGUUGUUCCCUGUACUGGCUAAACUAGCAUUUUUCGG